AUGCCGAUACGUGUGAGAUCGCAUGCCACUUUGAUAACCGUGGUUGCCUUCAUUGCCGUGGCGUCGCGAGGCGUUUUCUCCCAGCAGAAGCCGACCGAGUUGACCUUUCCGCUUCAAGUACCGAGUGCCCCGUCAGACCCGCAGGACUUGCGGGAUCUCGUUCUCCUUGCAUCACGGAGCACGCACGAUGAUCGCAUCCAGAUCCUCGACGCAGCCGCCACAGUGGACGCGUCUGCGACCCCAGAGCCACGCCACUAUGCAGGAGAUCUUGUUUCGGAAAGCGCAUCGCCGUCAGGAGAGGCCGACGCGUAUUACGGCGCGAUAAGCGAUCACGCGAAGGAGAAUAUCGCGACGGAGUUGACAGAUCCAGAGACAGGCAUGCCUCAAUCUUCGUCAUUCAGCAAUCUACAAUCACCCGCUUCACCAGUAGUAGUAACAGCUGGAGAAGAUAGUAACGAUGGCGGACCGGAACCUUUGGCAGUAGCAGCCCGACCAGGCCAGGCCCCCUCUUCUGACAUAUCUUCGUCUGCGGAGAAGGGUUCGAUUGACAGACCUGUGAAAUUCUCUCCGCCUGUCAGUCAGCCUACGGAGGGUGCGACUUCCGAUCCAUCUACGCGUACCGGCGCCGCCGAGGUCAUUCCGCCAUAUCCUCUCGCCAGUCCCUGGUUGCCGUCACAGCCGUCGCUUCCGAAUCCGCUUGCGCCAGUCACUGCCCCUGCCUCCUCGGAAAUGCCGCUGACCGUCGCCUCUCUUGCUGCUCCUCUCACGACCGUUCCCGCACGAAGCAUCUCAACAUCAGGCGCCGUUUCUCCAUCGUCAACUCCUUCUCUACACUCCGCAACCUUCCCUCAACCUUCGUUUGAGCCGACCCCGCAAGUGUCCGCGCAAUCAACGUCUGUUCCGCUCACCUUCGUGCGCCUCCCCGCCACCUCUGCGCAGUCCGCGUCAUCAUCAAGUCCCUCCUCUCCGCCACCUAUGGUCGGCGUUUUCGACCCACGGUCGUUCGGCGCCGCAGGGGACGGCGUUAAGGACGACACCGCAGCUCUCAACGCCGCGUUCGCCGCUGCGUGCGCGUAUCGCGCACCCGUUCCCGCACCCCGUGGCCGAGCCGCUCGACCCACCGCGCCGCCGGCGUCUGCUCCCAGCGGGCUUUCCUUCAAGAAGCAAGCGGACGCGAGCGACACGGAGCCCAGCAAGCCCGACAAGAGAUUGGCAGCGAGUGCGGCGCUUGCCUCGACUGUGGCGUCGCAAGGCGAGCGACGAGUGGCGCAGCAGCAGGGCAGUGCAAGCCCCGCGCGCAAUGGUGGCGCGGUGGCGUCACAGCUGACUCCACGUCAGCUGACGAUGGAUGUUGCCUCGAUGCCGGCCCAAGGACCCGCCACCAGCGGCGACGUCAACGGAACCGCCGCCAUGGAUGCAGAUCUUGCGCCUGAGCGGGCGACUCUGGUCCUGCCCGCCGGACGCACGUUCCUGGUAGCUUCGUGGAUCACGUGGCAAGGGCCGUGCAGAGGAAACGGGCUUCUCCUUCAGAUCGACGGUCUCCUGCAGUUUGAGCCCAACGCCGCAAAACAAGCUGGUCGCGGCGCCGUGAUGCUGAUAACGCGCGUGGACGGGCUCACUGUCGCGGGCGCCGGCAGGAUUGACGGCGGAGGUGACCUGCUGUGGCGGCGACCGGCGAAUAGCCGACCGCACCUGCUGCUGCUGACGGAAAUGCGGCGAGUCGUGGUGACGGGAAUCACACUGAGCAACGCACCGAUGAUGCAUCUGGUGCUGGGAUCGUGUGUGGGCGUCGUGGUGAGAGGCAUUGCAACGCGCAGCCCUGGUUCCAGCCCCAACACAGACAGCAUCCACGUGUCAGCAUGCAGCCAAGUCAGCAUCAGCGACUCGUGGUUGCACGGAGGCGAUGAUGACGUGUCGAUCGUGGCGGGGUCGUCAGGCAUCAGCAUCAACAACGUGACGUGCACCGCCGGCCACGGCAUCAGUGUUGGGAGUCUGGGCUACGGUGGCAAGACUGCAUGCGUAUCCAAUGUGACAGUAACGAAUUCCGUGCUAUCAAGCCUCUCCAACGGGCUGCGCAUCAAGACGUACCAGGGCGGCAGUGGUGCGGUGUUCAACGUGCGAUAUGAGAACAUCACCAUGCUCAAUGUCGAUCGCCCCAUUAUCAUCGACCAGUACUACUGUGAUGCGGAGCCUUGCGGGUCUGGACUGCAGGCGCUCUCCAUCUUCAACAUCUCCUACACCAACAUCACCGCCACGGCUGACGCCACCACAGCCCAGGGCAUCAUUCGCGGCAUUGACCUGGCAUGCAGCCGCACUGUGCCAUGCACCGGCAUCUCGCUCUCCCAAGUGCGCAUCGCGGGGAGCACGCGAGGAGGGGGGGCUGUGGGCAGCAGAAGGAUGCAGCAGUCGUCAAUGGAGUCUUCGUCCCUUUCGAGCUUUGAUCCCGCAUCUCAAACCGCCGUGCGCCUCUCCAACGCCUUUGGCGCCAGGGAUGGCCGCGCGUUCCCACUGGUGGAUCGCGGUGUGGCAGCGAAUCUGGAUUCUGCUGAUGUGGAUGCAACAGCGGCGGAUGCACUGGUUUCGGCAGAGCAAAGAGUAGCGCUGGCAGCCCAGCGACUCAAGUGCGGGGUCCAACCAUGGGUGGAUUUUGGAGGGUCUCUAUGA
Messenger RNA from Closterium sp. Yama58-4, 2664 nucleotides. The record is from the annotation of a GenBank genome assembly. NCBI's taxonomy places the organism in Eukaryota, Viridiplantae, Streptophyta, Zygnematophyceae, Desmidiales, Closteriaceae.